Branchiostoma floridae (Florida lancelet) is the source of this 9196-nucleotide messenger RNA. RefSeq lists its product as uncharacterized. The transcript is spliced from 13 exons. Gene Ontology annotation, molecular function: alpha-N-acetylneuraminate alpha-2,8-sialyltransferase activity. The coding region runs from base 195 to 7820 and encodes 2541 amino acids. The record is from RefSeq and is a predicted model, not a curated record. Gene Ontology annotation, biological process: oligosaccharide metabolic process; N-glycan processing. NCBI's taxonomy places the organism in Eukaryota, Metazoa, Chordata, Leptocardii, Amphioxiformes, Branchiostomatidae.
GUCACGGGGGCCGCAGGAUAUCCAGCGCCAAACCCGAACGCCAGCCCCUGAAGAAGCUGUGAUUUCCUGGGGUUUUAGAGAUGUAUUUUUGGCGGCAAACCUUCAGAGUGGGAUAUCAGCGCUGUCGACAAGAUUUUCUAACGUCGGCUGAAUCCUGAGAGCACAAGACCAGUACGGCAGUAGCGAUAAGGAAGAUGCAGAAAAGGGUGGUAAAGUCAGAGCCUCACAGUGGCUGGGGUGCGGUGUCCCAGUCCUGUCCUGGGUGUGUGGCAGUGAACCUGGUGUCGCAGGGAACCCUGGCAGGACCCAACACUGUUGUGCCACCUCACCUACCAGGCUGUCCUUCCCAGAAUGCCACUGAUGAUGAUGAUGUCAUAUUUGUUGGAACUCCAGCCAAUGAUCCAUUGCAGCCGGCUGAAGCAGGUAAUCCUCAGGGCAGGACGAUGUUGUCUGACGAGGAUGACCUGUUGGUGACCUUUGUGUCCCUCCCGGAGACUGCACACUAUCCGCACGCAAGGGGAGACUGUAAGAUACACAGCUUCAAACAAAUAGGAAUUCAAAAGCUUGGCAAGUCAUGGGGAUACGGCAAAUGGAAGUCUCUGCAGAGCAGAGAGGUAGACCUGACAACGAUAGGCCCAGUGGAAAGCAAUGCCAAGUACUGUGAGAAGUGCUACUGCUUCAUGUGUGAUGUUCCUGCUAAUCAGUGUCAGCAAUGGACAAACCCGGCAGGUGCCCAUUGUAAUGCCUACAAGUGCCCGUCCUGGCUGGCACAGCAGACAUCCAAGCCCAGCCCUCUCCUGUCCAGACUCACUGUGGAACUUAUGACACAAGAAGUACGGGACGCAGUGCGGAGAACAGAUGAGCUGGUGAGGGGUAUCCAGGAGGAGUAUGUGACCUUCAGGAAGGGGAAGCCCUGCCUGUGCACCUGUCAUCAGCUGGUGGCCGGGACCAGCUGGUGUGAAGUGUGCAAGGCACAUCAUCAAGUGGAACAGUAUGACUACUCCCUUGUGAGAGAGAAGCUGCUGGAUGCAGUGAAGGAGGCCAAAGCUGAGAGCCACAUGGGGAGAGGUGAUGCAGGCAUGGUCAUGCUGGACUCUCUCGUCCAUGUACUGGUGCUGGAAAAGUCACCACCAAACUCAAGGCCAAAUCGUAAUGUGGGCUACAAAGUCUGGGAAACCAAGUUCUACCAGUCAAGGAAUGAAAUCAUGAAAGAAAUUGAUGAGCUGUUGAUGGAUAUCUUCGUGCUUGUCAAGACGACCCCAGCGCUUCGGAAAUCAGUCGUUGCCAACCUCACUGAAAUGCUCAACAGGGAGGGAGUCCGACAUCCUUGGGCUCUCUCAAUAAGACAGUGGGAGGACCGUCUCCUGUCCCUGGUGCUGACCGGGGCAAAUCUCACCGGCAGAAAGGGCAACGAUGUUCUGUUGGAGCAUUGCAUGGUCAUCAAGCGCCGAGUGGAGCGGCUGAAAAUGGACGGGAACUACCGGCAGGCUGUGCGCUACCUGAAGUGCGUGAACAUCCCAGCACAUAAUCUCGCUGGUCUGUCGUUGAGUCAAGAGAGGGCAGAGUUCCUGCAGUUGCAGCAACAAGUGCCUCUACUGUACACAAGGUGCGGCGCUUUCAGUGAAGCCUUCAUGGCGUUGGCUUCAGGACCGGUGGACGCUAGGCACAUCAGUGACUCUAUAAUUGCGAAAAUGGACGGAGCAACCUUUCUAGACCUGAUGAAGUCCCUCAGUACAAACCUGUGCGGCGUCAAGGGCUUACCCGCUCACAAGAUCCUGUGGGCCUGCUUGGUAGCAUUGACAAUGAACGUGGGUGUACAGUUGAACUUGGAGUUCCUGAUAUGGUUUGUGCGAUGGGCAGCCAACAGCACGACAGGAUCAGAGACUCCCAGCCACGACGAGGCAGCCUGCAACAGGGCAAGGGCUUUGAUACAAGCAUCCCAGAAGGGUCUGCUCACAGUAUCUGCUCUGAAAGAGUCUGAAGUUUUGUCGAAGCUAAUUGUGACAGCCAGUGAAGCAGUCCUGUACCCACUAUUUGCCCACAGACAUGACGCGUACCUUGAUCGAGUUGCCGCUGCCUUCGGCUCAAAACUUUGGGCGUUUGAGUGUUCCCUGAACAGCUGCACAUUGUCCAGCGUGUUUGCAUCCACUCACUUAGCUCAGUGGCUUCGGAAAAAGUACAUCCCCGUCUAUGGUGUGUUGAGGCUAAGGGACACGACAUGGUCCAACAUCCUGGUCAGUGCACCUCAGCCUGUGGCCGCAGUCCUCAUCGAAGAAAUGCUGAACGCCACCCCGAUUGUCUACCCUACCAUCUUUGCCUGUCUUCGAUUCUUCACUUCAAAACUGGUGUCAGCCCCACAGGUGAAAAUCGAUACACGGCUGUUGGCAGCUUUUGCAAACCAAGUAUUCCCAAUGGCAAAAGCUGCAAACAAGACAACAUUGGUCAGCAAUAUUGUAAAGUUGUCCUUCUUCAAUGACCCAAAUGAGGCAUCUGUACUGGCCUUGAGAGAACUGUAUGCCAAGGAGUGGCCAAAAGUUCUAGAUUCGAUGAUCCGACUGCUUCCGGCAGAAAAGAUGGAAGUUGCCCUCGUGUCCUGUUUCACUACUUGUGUGAAGAAGGGAGAAGUAGAUAUAGUAGUGCGUAUGCUACAUGCAAACCGUGCAGGUCACCCUAGCACCAAGACUGCCUAUGACUUUGUACCUACGGUGCCAAUCUUGGUAGAGAAGCUAGCAGACCAGCUCACUGAGCUUGAGAAAGAUACAGCAAUUCAAAUGUGUGACAGCAUCAAAGACUGGUUGAGGGAUGAAAGUUAUAGCCCCUUACUGUGCCAAAACUGCAACUAUGACAUACCUCUCAUCUCGUUGAACGAGAUCUGGAAGGCUGUUGGCUCACUUUGUCCAGACAGACUUGAACACAUCCUUGCACAUGCCAUGAAGAGGCUUGGGAAGGCACUGACAACAUUUCAUAUGGUGAAGCAAUCCCAGAGAGUGUCCAUAGUGUCUUGGCUGAAGAGAGUUGCAGCUGUCAUGAAGAAGUUUGGGAAGAAUCUGGAGUACCAAGUGCACCUGAGCUUCCUCACCUCGGCCAUUUCGACAAAGAGAGGACUUGUGAAGGAGAUCCAGAGCUGCCCGGAGUUAGCCGCAGACAUCAUACCAACGUGGCUGCUCCAGGAGUGGGAGGGAACAUAUUCCCGAUCAAUGUCUAAGUGGAGUGUCAAGUCAUCGGGUCCAACAAAGUUAACCUUCAAGAAGACGGUAAGCCCUGGGCCUGUGUCGCCAGUUUCUGCCAACGUGUACAGCAGCAAAGGAGCAGACAAACAAGGUGCAGCCAGCCAGCUGUCAGAUGCACCUGCAGCAGUAUUCAAGGCAGGAGUGGACAACAUCAUGUCAAUGCAACCCAGCCUGAAGGAGUCCAAUAACAACAUCCGGCCACCUGGAAAUGGGGUCAAGGACAUGAAUAGCAUGUCACUGGAAGAGAUCCUGCAGUAUAAUUGCCCCCCACAGUCAAAGUCAGUGGUGAAUGGCGAAGCUGUGCAUCCAGCUACGUCGAAGGGGGGAAGUCCUGGAAGCAUACAAGUACCCAACCAACCUUUAGAUGCAAGGUAUGCUCGACAAGGCACACCGAACAGCGCGAUGGCAGUGAAUGGAAUGGUGCAGCCUAGCCAUUUUAACCCAGGGAGUAACUGUGCAAGUCAAGCUCUGCACAUGGUAGCUAGUCGAAUGCAUCGGUCCAUCACUUCCACCCAAUCCUCACCUCUCGAAAGCCAAUUGAUGGCUACAACUUCAGUAGCAGUGCCUCCACAGAGACCCAUCUCUGGUAUUGAGACCAACGGCAGUUCUACGAUUGUGAGCAGUGCUGGGUCACAGCAAGCGCUCCUGAGACCUCCUCCUCCUCCACUUGUCAGUGAUCUGAGUAAUCGUGCUCCAGCAGACCAAGUGCCUUUGUUGCCACCUCACUCGCGGCCACCGCCAAAUUAUCAGGGCUACCUGAGAUCAAUGCAGAAUUCUAACGUAACAACUCAACCCCUGCCAGUGCAAUCGUCCGGCAGCCAAAGCAUGGGAAGUUCUGGGCGUGUCCUGGACAGGAUGGUCAACUUUGUGAAUUCUUUGGGCUCUUCUUCCACUCCAGGACAGCCCAUACCCCACAUGACUCCAUACCAGUUGACUCAGCCAGCAGGGUACCCUAUAGACCUUCAGCACCUGUCAGCCGGACAGAUUCUCCCACAGUUUCCCAUGCAGCCUACAGGAAGCAGCUCCUCAGCAGCCACGAACGUGCCACAAAGUCUAGCAGUGCAGUCUGGAGGCCAGGUCACUGCCCAACAGUGCUCUACCACCGCUGUGUUGAAUGUAAGACCAACUGUGCAGCAUCAGCCGUUACACGAUAUCCAAAGCCAGAUGGCAGCAUCAGCAAGGACACAUACUCCAGAACUAACACCUGCGCAGUUUCAACCAACCAGUAGCAGUGCAGUAGGGUUGUCGAUACCUUUGUUUCAAAAUUCACCCAUGAGUGUAACCAUGCCAGUAAGCAAUGCGCAGCUCUUGAGAUUCCCAACGACGUCAGAGCCAGUCCACGUGUUCAUACCAAAUGUUCACCAGAAUCUCGGCAAUGGCGUAGCAGUUCCUAUGUCCGUAGUCCACCACCAUCCCUCUCCACAACCCCUUGUGGUAUCUUCCCAGCAGCUGCAGGCCAUACAUCCUGUAAGCAUAAGCAGCAGCUUGCACAGCAUUGCUGGUCAAGGAGUCGAAGGAGUGCCAUUGUCUACUGGAGAUACAUUGGGGGCAGUAGGACAACAGACAGGAAGCCAUACUGCGUUGAAUGCCGAUGCGCUACAACAGCAAAUGCAAGCAGCAGUCAGCGCCCAGGACAAGGGCCCUGUUCCUGUUCAUGUCACCUUCGUCCCCCCUCCGGUUAGACAGGAUGAGGAGACGGAGUCAGAUGAUGAGUACACAUUUGACACAACCAUGCCCUCCCCACCGAGAAGUCUGGAGAUGGACGAGAUAGUACUGAUCAGUGACAGCGAGGAGGAUCAGAUAUCUGACAGCAAACUUGAUGACGAUUGUCACAACAAGGAAGUCCAAAGGCAAGAUGACUUACCUGAAAUGGAUCCCUCCUCAAGUACCGAACAGAGUUUGGCUACAGAAAACUCUCAGACCGACACUGAACCCAAAGAUGCACAAGAAACCUCAGAUGUGGAACCACUGCUUAAUAUGUCCUGCGAGUCAAUAGACAGUGAUGUUGAUGAACGCAGGACAGUUCCCCGACUAGGAAAAAAGGCUGCCAGUGAAAAUGUUGUGACGACAUCCUUGAAUGUUCAGGAGAACACAUCAUUGUCUGAAAGGUCUCACCAAGCCAAUCUAAGCAGUGGGGAAAGCAGAGUAGAAGUCCAGAAUACAUUGCCAUCUGAAAGGUCUCACCAAGCUACUCUAAACAGUGAGGAAAAUGGUCUAGAAGUCCAGAAUUCACCUCUAUCUGAAAGGUCUCACCAAGCCAGUGUAACCAGUGAGGAAAAUGAAGUAGAAGUCCAGAAUACACGUCUAUCUGAAAGUUCUCACCAAACCACUUUAAGCAGUGACGAAAGUAGAGAAGAAGUCCAAAAUACAUCGUCAUCUGAACGGUCGUACCAAUCCAGCACAAACUCCAACGAGAGCAAUGAAAGCCAUGACCAUAAGGAGACAGAACACACGCAAGAUGAAGAAGAGACAGUUGUGCUGGAAAACAACGCCUCUUUUGAACCAGAUCCAGACAACACAAACUUUUGGGAGAGCAAGAAAAGCCAAGAGGAAAAUGAACAUACUGAGACAGAACACAUGCAAGUUGAAGAAGAUACAGUUGUGCUGGAAAACAACACCUCUCCUGAACCAGAUCCAGACAACACAAACUUUUGGGAGAGCAAGAAAGGACAAGAGGAAAAUGAACAUAAUGAGACAGAACACAUGCAAGUUGAAGGAGAUACAGUUGUGCUGGAAAAGAACACCUCUCCUGAACCAGAUCCAGGCAACACAAACUUUGGGGAAAGCAGCAAAAGCCAUGAGGAAAAUGGAGCAGAACGCAUACAAGAUAAUAGAGAAGCUGUUGUGCCGCAAUCCAAUGCCUCCACUGCACAAGAUCAAUUUGAGGUUGAACCCGACGAAGGGUCCUCAAUAGUGGCAAACUCGAAUAACACUGCAGGUGUGGACGAUGUUGUAAGUAACGCCAAUGAUAAAAAAGAAGUUGUGCUGCAACUCAAUGCCGUUACUGAACCAGAGCAAUCAGAGAUUGAACCUGCCGAAGGGUCUUCCAUGCUGGCAAACUCGGACAUCACUGCAGGUGUGGACUAUGUAAAUGACACCACUGAUAUAAGUGAUGAUAAUUGCUUUGAACAGGCCAGUUUGGACAAGGGAACUGCAAACCAAACAUUAGAAGAUGACAGCACAAGUGUACAGAAGCUAAGCACAACUCAGGACAAUAACCCUGCAAACCCAGACUCUGUUGACAUGCCCACUGAAAACUACGAUGUCCAGCAAACGGACGAAAAAGAGUCUUCCGGCAUUGAGAAGGCAUCCUCAGCGAAUGCGGACAGCCAGCUAGAUACCCAAACAAUGGUAAAGAUACGCACUACUGAGCAACAAGCUUUGACUGUGAGAGAAUAUCCAUCAAAAGAAACUGGUAUCCAAAUUUCCACAGCUGUGGCAGGUGUGGUAGCAAGGCUUGUCAUUGAUGUGGUCAAAGCAGCAGAGACAUUCACCGACACAGUAGAGGAAAGUUCCAGCAGUACAUGUACACAAAUGACCACUACCAACGUGUCUGAUGCACAUCUUUCAAGGCCUUCUGCUGAAGAUAUCUGCAGCAAUGCACAAACAAGCAGCUCUACUGAGAUUGCAACAAACAGAAAGGACUCGAGGACAGGGAAGAAACGAAAGGCAGAAGCACUCGUUAAUGAUGUGGUGAAGAAAACAAAGAAGAUGCCAAAUGAGGAGUCCGAUUCCAAAGAAGCGACUGCUUGUGACUACGAGAAGAUUUCAAAAGACGCGACAGCUUGUGACGACGAGAAGAGGAAUUCCAAAGAAGCGACUGGCAAUAGCACAAAACGCAACAGUGGAAAUGCCAAAGAGAAUCGCAAAAUUGCUCAGGAAAAAGGACCAAAAGACGUUCGCCCUAAAAAGUUACAUAACGUAGAACGCAGAAACAAACUCACCCGUGCCAUAUCCGAACAAAUCAGCACCAGAGCAAACGCUGGUAAAAAUGGUAAGAUGUUGAAUUCGACUGGUAAAACGGUUGAUCCCGUCAAAAAACGAUCGGGAAAAGUUCGAGUGGAUGACAGCCACACUCGUUCUGCUAGGAAAGAUCGGGAGAGUGUUCGCAAAGAUGGUCUCGUGUCCCUUAAAAUCAUGACCGUUGAUGCAACUGCACAAGCCAGAGUAACCGUGCAAGAGUUGCAAACAGCAAAAUGCAAUGUUACUUUUGAACAACGGAAAUCGAACAAGACUGCAAAGGAGAAACCGAACUGUAGGAGUAUGGGACCACGAGCGAAGAUGCUAAGAAGUAACAGCUGCGACAACACUGCAAAAGAAAGAAACACACUUCAUCGUUGGCUAGGAAGAUCGACAAAGGGAAAAAGUAGUGACCCUUCCAAACCUGCUGUCACUGGUAAGACAUUGGAUACGUACCAGAACGUACUGGUGAAGAAACGUAUCCUAAACAGAAGCAGAAUUCCACAUGGUGUUAAGUUGCCACGAGGGCUGAAACUGAAGAAGUUUCCCGUUGUCAGACUUGAAAGAAUUGACACAGAUCACCACACCAGGAAACUGCGCCUGAGAAGAAGUCGUUCUCAACCGACCUGAUGAACAUCUCAGCUGCAUCCUAUCCAGAUGUGUUGACCAGAUGACAUCAUGUAAGGACCAGUGGAGGUAUGGGCAUCCCGACGCAGACCCGUAAAGACGUGGGAUGCCAUCACUGAAGACGCCCUUUCUAGCUAUGUAGAUCCCGCAUAUAGAUUGUCGAGUCGAAAUUCUGUCAGAUUAUAUAUAUGUAUAACAUUUUAGUGAUAGAUUUAACAUAACACGUGAGAUUUUAAAAGUUCAUUGAUCGUAAACGCGAUUGAAGAUUGUAUUUGCGAAAAAGUCACUUCGCACCAAAGAGUGUAUGAGCAAUAUACAUGAUACGUUGCUGUUGAACAUAUAUUGCCAUUGACAUCGUUAUCUGGAAAAGCCGGAUAAAAUAUGGAUACUCAGGGGUCCAGCAAUUCAUUUGAACUGACUCAAGUCAAACCAAGAGCCAUAACAUGUCAGCACAAUUGAAUAUUUUAGAUCUAUAGCGAAAGUCUAGUCAACCAGAGAAGUAUACAUUUCUACUCUACAAUCUGGCGUUUGUUGUAAAAAUGUACAGUCUUGUAACUUAUAGACUUACAGCCAGUCGUUUUUCAGAUGGUACCAAUAUGCUCCGUAUUUUUGGAAAUGUGGAAGAGUAUUUUGACUCUGGUAGCUCGCUGUGUAUUUUGCAGUCGUUGUAGCGUGAUGUAGAAGUACUUACAAACAGUGACCGUAGCUUCAUCAGUUUCACGUCGUAAGGCAAUUUAAAUCAGAAUUGGUCAACACAGGCUUCGAGUGAAAAAAGGAGUAAACAUCCCCGUGCCAUAGUGUAAGAUAUCAUGGCCUAUGUAAAUAUGUAGUCACGUUUUAAAGUUAAGGUGGUCGGAGUCGUUCUAGGCUUCAUCUUUGAAUACACAGUCUCGAGUUGCAGCAUGCUAUGUUCUUUCAUCCAGUGUAGUCGUCAUGUUUAUAGUACAGCUCUGUCGUUGUGAAGGAAAAUGAAACGUUCGUUCCAUAUGCAAACGUCCGGAAGCUCUAAACUGAAGAAACUACGCCUCAGAGUCUGGCAUCUGCAGAAGGUAGAACCAGCAGAACCCUUGAUUGAUCUGACAUUUUAGAGAAACGAAUUCCGCAUUAUGGAAUAUGGAAUGGAGAAACGUUGAGGAACUGUACGUACUGGUACGCCGUAGUUUCGUCAGUUAUUUUAUUUAACCCAUAUAUUAAGACUUCUGGUUAACGUUUCUAUUGUUAUUUCUUGUUUUAUGUUAUAACAUUUCAUUCACUUUGUUGAGUUGCAAUGUGCGCUCCCAGCUCUCUGCAGUCUUCAAUGAUGUGGCAAUCUGGUAAAGGUAACGGCCAGCAUCGUGUCAUGGUCUUACAUUCCAAAUAAAAUAUUUUUAUAUGCAGUA